Molecule: messenger RNA, 2313 nt
Organism: Chlamydomonas reinhardtii
Lineage: Eukaryota; Viridiplantae; Chlorophyta; Chlorophyceae; Chlamydomonadales; Chlamydomonadaceae
Exons: 13
Coding region: 111-2243 (710 amino acids)
Biological process (GO): peptidyl-lysine monomethylation
Molecular function (GO): protein-lysine N-methyltransferase activity; protein binding
Source: RefSeq, a predicted model, not a curated record
GGAUCUAUUUGCUUGGUCGGAUUUUACUCUGACAAUCUAGGAAGCUGAAUAGCCUUCCGGCAACGAAACGACUGCACAAGUUGUAAGCCCAUUUGCCGCGUAUACCCAAUAUGGCUGAAGCCUUUGAAGAAUGGCUUGAUAAGCAUGGAGGAAAAAAGCACGCGAGUUUAGACCUGGUGAAGGAACUUCCGAACGGCGACCGUGGCGUAGUGGCGACCGCGCCAAUUGCUGAGGGCGAACUUCUGCUUCUGUUGCCCAUCAACUGCGCGCUGUACAUGCCAAACGAUGAGGAGUGGGCCAAGCGUGGCAGUUCCUUCCCGGAGGCGGUGGGCUACCUGCAUGAGCACCACCGCACCCUGAGCCCCUUCCUGGCCACCACGCUUGCGCUGAUGUCCGAGGUGGCGCGCGGCGGCGAGUCGGCCUGGGCUGCGUAUGUGGGCACGCUGCCGCCGUCGUGCCCCGACUGCCUGCUCAACUGGAGCAAGGAGGAGAAGAAGGACCUGGAGGGUACGGCGCUGGAGGAGCUGGGCCCCGACCCCGCCGCCGACGCCUUCAAGCGCCACGUGGCGCCGAUCCUGGCCGCCCGCCGUGACCUGUGGCCGCUGCAGCAGCAGGGCGAGGGCGAGGGCGGGGCGGCUGCUGACGAGGCGGCUGCCGACCUGGCGCUGUUUGUGCGGGUGGCGGGUCUGGUGCAGAGCCGCGCCUUCCACCUGGAGGCGGAGAACUGGGUGUCGGGAGCCAAGGAGAUCUCCAAGCUGGAGGGCGGCGGCACGCAGGUGUUCCUGCUACCCGGCAUCGACAUGAUCAACCACUCCCACAACCCCGCCCGCCGCAACGCGCACCUGCAGCGGCUGAACGUGGCGCAGGCGGCGGCUGCCAAGCUGACGGAGGGCGGCGCGCCGGAGGGCGUGGAGGCGUUCUUCGUGAUGCGGGCGGACAAGCCCAUCGCAGAGGGCGAGGAGGUGCUCCACACGUACGGCAACCUGUCGGACGCGCAGCUGCUGCAGACGUACGGCUUCCUGGAUUCAGAGGACGGCUUCGCGCAGCUUCCGGGCGGGGCUGCCUCCGGAUCCGGAUCCCAACCGCCUGAAGCGGCUGCGGAGGAGGAGGGCGGCAACGGCGGGAAGAAGGGUGGCAAGAAGCGCGGCAAGGCCGGGGCGUCUGCCGCCAAGGGGAAAGAGGAGGCGGAGGAGGGGGCAGGCUACCGCAACCCCUACAAUGCGGCUCUGGUGCCGUGGGAGGCGGUGGAGGACGUGUGCUGCGGCCUCAUGAAGUCCAUGGACCAGGGCCUGCCCGCCGCUCUGAAGCGCGCCAAGCGGGAGUUCCUGGCUGCUGCCGGCGUGCUGCAGGUGGCGGCGCCCGAGGCGACCCAGUUCGUGCUGCUGGCGCGGGAGCCGCUGCCCGACGAGCUGCUCACCGCGGUGCAGGUGCUGCUGAUGACCAAGGAGGAGUUCAAUGAGCUCAAGCGGGAGCACGGCGGCGAGCAGGCGGCGGCGGGCGGCAGCGCGGCCGGCAAGAAGGGCGCCGCCGGCAAGAGCCCCAUCAAGGGCGCGGCAGGCAAGGGCAAGAAGGGCAAGGGUGGUGCGGCGGCGGCGAAGGAGGAGGCGGAGGUGGACAAGGCGGGCGAGGGCAAGGAGGCGGCGGCGCUGCCCAAGCUGUCUCUGGGGACGGCGCUGCUGGAGGAGGAUGAGGACUUUGCGGAGAUGGUGUGCAUCGCCACGUUGCAGGUGCUCAAGUCUUGUGUGGAGCGCUACCCCUCCACCAGCAAGGAGGACGUGCGGCUGCUCAAGAGCAGCGAGUGCACCGGCCGGCAGCGCCUGGCGGUGCGGGUGCGGCUGGGCGAGAAGGAUGUGCUGCAGCUGGCGCAAAAGGCGGUGGUGGAGCUGCUGCGCAAGCUGCGGGAGGGAGAGCCCAUCGGAAAAGACGCGGGCGAGGAGGAAGAGGAGGAGGAGGAUGAGAAGCCGCAGGGCAAGAAGCCUGCCAAGGGCAAGGCGGCGGCGAAGGGCAAGCCGCCGGCGGCCAAGAAGCGGCGGGGUCUGGGCGCGGAGGCCUCCAGCGACGAGGGCGGCAUGGAGGCGGACGCAGCGGCGACGGCGGUGGACGAGGAGGAGGACGACGACGGGUUGCUGGCGGGCAGCGACGACAGCGAGCGGGUCGGCUACGGCGCGGACGAGUUCGAUGACGGCAUUGGUGAGGCGCACGACCGCGGCAAGGCGCACGAGGCACCCAAGGCCAGCGAGUAAGGAGCCGGCGAGCAGGCAGCGGCGGGCCGAAGUGCAGCGGAGUUAUCCGGAGGAGGGCCUUGUUGGGCUG